AGGGGUGAUGAAACCAGAACUAGAAAUUUCUAUGACCAAUGAGAACUCGACACGCGUUUGUUUUUCCUGUUAAUUUUUUGUUUUCAUUCUUUCAUUGCCCAACGAAAGUUUCGCCUCUCUGAAUUUGGGGUGGUUUUUGUCCAUUAUCUGUAGGACUUGGUAUUAUUUAUAAAUAUUUCGUUUAAUAAACAACGAAAUGCCACAGUUAAAGAAGUUAUCAACUUCUCCGAGCAAUAUUUUGCCGAAAAUAGAUUUAAAUCUGAAUUGCGGUAGUGACACCAAAUACCCACCAUCGUAUUUCACACUCCUAAUUGAAGAUGAGAAAUCUCUUACCAGUGAUCAAGAAAGUGAUGUAUCAGAUUCUGUACAAAACCGCCCUAGAAAAAGACAAAGACUGGAUCAUUUGUCUCAAGAAGAAAAAAUAAUGCGCAGGAAGUUAAAAAACAGAGUUGCUGCACAAACAGCUAGAGAUAGGAAAAAGGCUAGAAUGCAAGAACUUGAAGAACAAGUUUCACGUCUUGCAGCAGAAAAAAAAAUUUUAUUAAUGAAAACUGUAGAAAGUAUGAAAAGGAUCCAAACUUUGGAGCAAGAAAACUCAGAACUUAAGCUUCGUUUAGGCGUAGAUGUAAACACCACACAGAAGGUAAAAGUAGAGAAUAUUGAGAAAGAGCUAUCUUCCAGUGUGUUAGAAGACAACAGAUCCCUUGAGCAAGCCUCGCUCAUUAAUGGAACUCAGCUGAAGGGACAGGAUCUGCAGAUUCUUUCACUCUGGAUGAUGCAGUUCGUUUACUUGCCUGUAAUAGCGAGGGUGAUGACCUUCUUGAUUUGCUACAGCAGUGUGGGGAAGAUCUUAUGGAGUUUGACUUCAUUGACACUGACAGUGGAGAACAGCAGCAAGUCUUGUACACUGAGGAAGUGGUGGGGGCCCCAUCAAAAAGCUUGGAAUCCAACAAAGAACUGAUUCAUUUUGACCAUAUCUAUUCCAAGCAGGAAGACUCUGUCCUCGAGGACAGGAGUCUCUGCUUAUCCUUACCAGAAAGUGAAUUAUCCACAAAGGACAGCCAUAUUCCUCCUCCGUUACUGGUGGAUAGCAGCAUUCCUAUCAUUACCAUCCCAUCAGAAGAACCCUGUGACGACGUCAUAUCAUUCUCUUUCAACGACGAGCAUUUAUUAUCUCCUCCCACCAACGAACCCUGCUCUAGUCCUGCAUCAUCAUCGAGUGAUGCGGGAUACGAUUCUUCUUUCUCUGUACCUUCUCCUUGUGGGGAUGCUGGCAACCCGUGGGACGAUACGUUAACAGAGCUGUUUCCAUCUUUGGUUUGAGAUAGUUUUUUAUUGUUAUUAUUAUUUUUUUAAAUUAUUGAAGAUAGUCUACUUGUUGUAUAUAUUUAUUAUAUAUAUAUAUCUAUAUAUAUUGGUGCCUUUGUGAAUAAAAUCACUUUGCUGAGUCAA
Molecule: messenger RNA, 1452 nt
Organism: Parasteatoda tepidariorum (common house spider)
Lineage: Eukaryota; Metazoa; Arthropoda; Arachnida; Araneae; Theridiidae
Product: X-box-binding protein 1
Biological process (GO): regulation of DNA-templated transcription
Cellular component (GO): nucleus
Molecular function (GO): DNA-binding transcription factor activity, RNA polymerase II-specific; RNA polymerase II transcription regulatory region sequence-specific DNA binding
Source: RefSeq, a predicted model, not a curated record